Ambispora gerdemannii is the source of this 582-nucleotide messenger RNA. Lineage: Eukaryota; Fungi; Glomeromycota; Glomeromycetes; Archaeosporales; Ambisporaceae. The record is from the annotation of a GenBank genome assembly.
AUGUUUGACCUCUAUUAUUAUAUUGAAUGUGAAAAUUCAGUACCAGACAAAUCGUUCCUCAUAUGUGUAUAUCCCAAAUGGUUAAAGAACGAUGAUGAUUUCAGCGACCCUUGGCUUCAGUCUUUGUUGCUAGAAGAUGGAGCUACCAGCUUUAAAUUCAGUGAAAAAUAUGGUAUAGUCUAUUCUGAUUAUGUAACCACAGUAGCCGACGACGCAGCUCUCAAAAGAUUAGCAAAAAGAAAAGUUAACGAUACAAAGAUUGGAAAAGCCUGGCAACUAAAAGAUGACAAUGGUGCACCGACUCUAAUAGAGGACGACAUUAAUAUUUCCAGAAACCAAAUUACGGUGAAAAAUGCAACCAAACAGCAAAUUAUCACUGGUUUGACGAUUGGUAAUGUUAUCGCCAACGUGAAAACCUUGAAAGCCACUGGAACAGAUCAAGAUUCUACAUUGACAGCUAAUAUCCCCGAGGAUAUUUCGUACAAAAUCGCUGUUUUUGCCGAUUAUCAACCGGGUAAGCCUACCAAGGAGCCUGCAGCAGAAGGUGAAAUACGAUAUGAAGGUGACUUCAAUGUCGCGAAA